CUUACGUGAACGGCUUCUACUCGCCGGACGCAUUCGCCGUGCGGCCUGGCUGCGUGCAGGACACCGUGCCAUGCGACGUGGCGGCGGGGGUCGUGUUGGGCGCGGCGAUGACCCUGGCGGCAGGCGUCCGCAGCAGGCGGCAGCUGCAAGGGGUUAUCCUGCGUGGCCCGGUUGCGGCUCAGCUGAAAACCAGCGGGUAUGGCGGCGACGAGGAAGACGACAACUGCUGCGCCAACGACGCCGGCAGCAUGUUGGUUUUCCAUGCAGCCACGUCGGUGGUGCAGCCGCUUCGCAUGGCUACGUUCGUUGACCGCAUGCACCGCUUCUUCACGGUCCACAAACCGCAACGUGCGUGGCCGACGCCCGGCCUGAACGCGCGCAACCACGUUCGCAUGGACCCCCGCUACGUGCCCGACCCUGAGCUCGUGUCGGAGGCCAGGCGGGAUGCUCGCAAGCGGGUGGCUCGCACCACCGCCAUGCUCAAGCUGUUCGGCAGGGUGGCUGAGGCAAACAAGCUGGUCACCAGCCUCCACGCCUGGCAGAACCUCAACAACGCGGACCUGGACGGCGACCUGCUCAUCAGCGUGCGCAAUACGCUGCAGCUGGAGCGGCUGCUGUGCGUUCGGCCGCCGCAGUGGAGCUCGGGCGGGGCGGCUGUGGUGGUGCCGAGCAGGGCCCCGGCCGCAGGAGGCAACAACGCACGCACGGCAAAGGGCCUGAGCCCGAGAAAGGGAGGAAGCCCCGCAAAGGGGUGCAAGGGGCAUGCAAAGGACGACGGCGGUGAUAAGGAUACGGUCGCUGUGAAGGAUGGUGACGACGGGUCGAGCAUGGCGGAACCGGAGCAGCAACAGCAGCAGCAUGACGCCUGCCCGCCUCUCCGACCGCUGCUGCCUGUGGUGUGGCGUGACGACUGGGGUCCGCUGCUGGAUGCCUUCAUGGCGGAUGUGGUGCAGCGACUCAUGCGGGUCAAGCUGGUGCCGCCGCCGCCACACCCCACGGCGCAGCAGACGAAGCCAAUGGCGUUUCGAUAAACGCAUUAGCCAGGACUGAAGCAAUGGUCAUCCUCAGUGCUCUUCUCCCCACUUCCUGCCUUGGGCUGAUGACUGCUGGGCAUUGCUGAUGGUCCUUGAUUAGGCCAUGAUACGUGAUCCGAACGCAUCUUGGGUGUAUUGCCGGAUCACGUGCACCUUAUGCGUCUGGUCGGCGAAGAUUUAGUGCAACGAAUUUCGUGCCGCUAGCAAGUACUGGUUAGUUUUCCUGGAACUUGUUUCAUGGGCGUUUCCAUCUUCCUACCGCUCUCUGUUCUUAUCUUUAUCCUCUUAGUCUAGAUUUUUUGAGGGUUGGCAUCCCUUUUGGCAGCGAUGAGUAGGGCUUUCCUAAUCAUCUGAGCGAAGUUAGUCGACAGAAGAAGACAUCGUAGCUUAACUGCAGCGCAUAACACUUUGAGUGCACGCUGUAUGACCCAAGGGUCUGGUACUCAACACUGCUCGAGAAAGCAUGAGAGAGUUGUUUUGGAGAGUGAUGACUGAAUACGUGCCCCUUCGAUUCGAAUAUCGUAGAUAGUUAAUCCUUCGGUAAUGUUGUAACCCUAGGGCAGUCAUAUGUCUUUUUACGCUGUCCGUAAUGUGACUAAUGUCCCCUUACAUAGGCGUAAUCGGGAAUUCGCCGGCUGUAACCUUGCAAUGAUG
This is a messenger RNA of Astrephomene gubernaculifera, 1688 nucleotides long. NCBI's taxonomy places the organism in Eukaryota, Viridiplantae, Chlorophyta, Chlorophyceae, Chlamydomonadales, Astrephomenaceae. The record is from the annotation of a GenBank genome assembly.